AUGCUCUGUAUGAAGGUUUGGUCAGCAGUUUUUUCACCGUUAGCCCCACCAACACAUUGUGGCGAUACGAAUUACUUUGAACGGUGGAAGACAAAGUUUUCCGCCCUAGUUCAGUCUGAAAAGCCGGUUACUGACGACCACUCUAGUCUCGUGUCUGCAUCUGAGCUUCCAGAUGUAGAUGGAGAACAGAAGGGCGGCAAACGUAAAAAGGUUCCUGCUUUUUUUCCUUAUCAUGAUGGCAUUAAGCUUGUCACUGUGGAGGAAUUACAAGAGGCGCUCUUCAAGCGAGAGCUGGAGUUUAAUAAACGUGUAGAACAGUUGUUACAGGAGAAUCGAGAAUUGAGAAGUGAAUUGCUUUUGCGGGCUCACCGACCAUCACAACGAGGCCGAAUAAAGAGGUCUUUGAUUGAUAUGUACUCUGAAGUUUUGGACGAACUUUCGGACUUGGAUUCUGGCUAUAAUGCUCAGAGGUCUUUGAUUGAUAUGUACUCUGAAGUUUUGGACGAACUUUCGGACUUGGAUUCUGGCUAUAAUGCUCAGGAUCAACUUCCUCGUGUUGUGGUCGUUGGGGACCAAAGUGCUGGGAAAACCUCUGUUCUGGAGAUGAUUGCGCAGGCACGGAUUUUCCCACGCGGAUCUGGUGAAAUGAUGACGCGAUCGCCUGUGAAGGUGACUCUCUCUGAAGGACCAUAUCACGUGGCGUCGUUCAAGGACAGCCCACGUGAGUAUGAUUUGACCAAGGAAUCCGAAUUAGCUGCCCUCCGGAGAGAUAUUGAGAUGCGUAUGAAAGCCCUGGUCAGUGGGGGGAAGACAAUCAGUUCUGAGGUGAUUUCUUUGAAUGUUAAGGGCCCUGGUCUACAACGCAUCGUUCUGGUAGACUUGCCGGGAAUUAUUUCCACCGUAACGACUGGUAUGCAAGCCGAUACACGUGAGACCAUCCAAAAAAUGGCCCGGCAUUACAUGGGCAAUCCAAACGCUAUUAUCUUAUGUGUCCAAGAUGGCAGCAUUGAUGCAGAACGCAGCAAUGUGACCGAUCUAGUUUCCUCUGUUGAUCCAACUGGAAAGCGAACCAUAUUCGUGCUCACCAAGGUGGAUUUGGCUGAGGCCAACCUUUAUAAUCCAAAUCGGAUUAAACAGAUUCUCGAAGGGAAGCUGUUUCCCAUGAAAGCUUUGGGCUACUUUGCCGUCGUGACCGGGAAAGGGUCCAAGGAUGAGAGCAUUGAGAGCAUCAAAGAAUACGAAGAGGAUUUCUUCCGCAGUUCCCGUCUCUUCAGAGAAGGGACACUCCAAUUGUCUCAGAUGACCACAGCGAACCUGAGCAAAGCAGUUUCUGAGUGCUUUUGGAAAAUGGUAAAAGACUCAGUUGAACAGCAAGCGGACACUUACAGAGCGCUUCGGUACAACCUCGAAGCCGAGUGGAAAAAUUCGUUCCCACAUCUCCGAGAAAUGGAUCGUGAGGAGUUGUUCGAAAAGGCCCGCACGGAAAUACUUGACGAUCUGGUUACUCUGAAUGGAAUUAGUGCUGCCACAUGGGAGAGCAGCCUACGCAUGCAACUCUGGAACGAUUUGGCAGAUCACGUUUUUACAGAGAUAUUUGAACCGGCACAACAGCUGGAUGAUCUAGGCGCGUUUCAAACAAACAUCGACAUUUGGCUUCGUGAUUGGGUUGAAAAGGAUUUACCGAAGACCGCAGUCAAUGUGGGCUGGAAAACGCUAUACAGCCAGUUGGAAAACAAGUUGAGUUCCGUUCAACACUCUCCUGGUCACGAUAAAAUUUUUGACCAGCUAAAGAAGAAGGUCCUUCAGGAGACACGGAAUAGGCACACUUGGGACCACAAGGCGGAGAAUCGUCUGCGAGUUAUUCAAUCUAAUGCCUUGGACGACCGCACAGUUCAUGACAAAGCACACUGGACCAGUGCUGUCGAAUUUCUGGAGCGGGCUUUGAAGACUCGUUUAAAAUCAGUCAACCAGUCCAUAUCCGAUCUUUGUGGCCCGGACCGUCUUGCUCGUUGGAUCAAAUGGCAGAAUUUGUCUCCCGAACAGCGGCAACGUCGUGAAGUAGUUCAUGAAAUCUCUACACUGCUAUCUUCGUACGCAAGACCUAGUUCUAAAAUCACACCUGACGAUCUGACUACUAUUCGUCGUAACCUACAGACCCGGAAUAUUGAAGUAACCGAUCAAAUGAUCAGUGAAACGUGGGAGCCCCUUGUUCAACGCGUAUACUUGGAACGCGCCCUUGAAAACUGUCAUGACUGCCGAAAGAGUUUCUACUACUACCAACAGGGAUUUCUGAAUUCUUCAAACGUACAGUCCAACUCCGAAGCAGCGCAUCUGUCAGCACAAGCCGAAUCAGAUCUCCAAGACAGCCUGAUGGGAGCGGGUGAUCCGAAUAGCCAUUUGAUGACUGAAUACUCCGAUUGUCGCGAAGUUCUUCUCUUUUAUCGCCUGAUGCGAAUGAUAGAAGCCACUGGGAAUGCUCUCCGUCAGCAAAUAAUGAACGAUGAAGCUCGGCGCUUGGAACACCAUGUCAAGCAAGUGCUUUCUGAGCUAUCCGAUGACCCCAUUGCGCUUCGUAAGCUAAUCACUGGCAGACGGGUGACAUUAGCGGAAGAACUAAAGCGUGUGCGGCAUCUACAGGAAAAACUGGAAGAAUUCAUCAGCGCGCUGAAUAAGGAUGACUGAAUAGACUUCAUUAGACAUUGCCACAUUAGCAGUGCUAAAAUGCAUUGUCAGCUAUGUUGAGAAGCGUGCCUAACACCAUCCCUUUAAUUAUUUCUUCGUUCUUUGGAGAGUUCACAAGCCAACGUACCUUCACUGGACAUUUCUGUCGAUCUGUCUACGGUCCGCCCUGAUUAGAAAGUUUGGAUCUUAUGUACCAAGAAAUGAACAGCAAUGCCAAAUAUAACGCCACAUGCCAUGCGUACCAUGUAUUUUUACUGCGCUCACAUUGUUUUCAGAUGAAAAUAAACGUUUUCUC
Molecule: messenger RNA, 2977 nt
Organism: Opisthorchis viverrini
Lineage: Eukaryota; Metazoa; Platyhelminthes; Trematoda; Opisthorchiida; Opisthorchiidae
Exons: 19
Coding region: 1-2682 (893 amino acids)
Biological process (GO): mitochondrial fusion
Cellular component (GO): cytoplasm; microtubule; mitochondrial membrane
Molecular function (GO): GTPase activity; microtubule binding; GTP binding
Source: RefSeq, a predicted model, not a curated record